AUGGGAGAUUCAGAUUCCUCUUCAUCGCAUAUGGUCAGUCUAUUCAUGGUUUUUAUGCUGCCAUUGGAAAAGUUAUUGUUGUGGAUGAGACUUUUUUUGAAGAGCAAAUACAAAGGAGUAUUACUGGUUGCUACUGCUUUAGAUGGAAACUCGUACCUAUAUCCUAUUGCAUUUGUAGUUUUUGACUUAGAGAAUGAGCGCUCGUGGAAAUGGUUUAUGAGACAACUUAAUGAUGUCCUUGCUGAUGAUCACAGUUUAGCUUUUGUGUCUAACAGAAAUAUCUUAAUUGCUAGAGCUCUUGCGAAAGUGUAUCCGUGUUCUCAUCAUGAAAUUUGCAUUCACCACUUGCUGAACAUUGUUGUAACAUAUUUCAAGGGUAAAGGUGUCGCUAGUUUGGUUGCAAAGGCUUUUAAAGCUUAUCGAGUUGCUGAUUUUAAGAUGUUCACUGCUAUUUUCUCAAUUAGUCCUGCAAUUGGAAACUAUCUAAUAGAAGCUGAUGUGAGAAAGUGGGCCCGUUUUCAAUUUUCGGGUUACAUGUAUGAUAUUAGGAUUACUAACCAUGCUGAAUCGAUAAAUUCUGCUUUGUAUUCGCCAAAAGAGUUUCUAGUCAUACCUUUGUUGGAUAGCAUAAGGGAAAUGAUGACUCAAUGGUUUUUCAAACAUAGAACUUUAGGUUCUAAGCAUACGCAGUCACUGACCAUUGUUGUGGAGAAUAUUGACCGAAGGAUUGAGAAGGGUAAGAAGUUUCAAGUUUUUCCAAUUGGCGAUGACAUGUUUUUGGUUCAAGGAGACUUUUGA
Molecule: messenger RNA, 798 nt
Organism: Brassica oleracea var. oleracea
Lineage: Eukaryota; Viridiplantae; Streptophyta; Magnoliopsida; Brassicales; Brassicaceae
Exons: 1
Coding region: 1-798 (265 amino acids)
Source: RefSeq, a predicted model, not a curated record